CCCAUAUUCACAAACCUGCCACCCGCCGAACUUCUUCACCUUUUACAUUCUCACAAUGCGCUCACUCGUCCAUCCGAAUUUCUCCGCUGCAAGGAACUCUUUAUCAAGAACCGUGUCGUCUCUUGCUCCUGGACACCUUCAAGGUGCGCAUUGGGACUACCGCAUCGUAGAUGCUGUUAAAGGAGAUAACACACACGCAUCCACCGUCUUCAAAGCCAAGGUCGUUCCACGCGAGGAUGCCCCCAAUACACCCCAAUGGGCUAUCAUCAAAAAAGCUUCGCCUGAGGAUGAAACUGCCACGGAAAACCUGGUCCGUGAAUGUCAUAGUUAUCUCCUUCCUGGUGUCGCCUCGACCCAGUGCUUCCGGAAAAUGUACGAUGUGAUUGACAAGCGUACCAUCGCUUUGGAAUGGCUGGACACUACUCUUGCAGAUGUGAAAUACCAGCCUGACAUGCGUACCUACGCCCUCAUCAAGACAGUCCUAAAGGAAACGUUGACUAGUUGUGACGUUCUGGACGGCCAACAAUGUGUGAAUACAGACUACAAACCCGCUAAUAUCCUGCUUUCUGGAAUCGAGACUGGCCGUGUUAUCGCCAAAGUAGGAGACUUGGGACUCGUUGUUCCGGCCGGUUAUCUUUUUAACGCCCAGCCAUAUGCCAUGCGCGCCCCUGAAGUCUUCCUAGGCCAGGCGUGCACUAAACCAUCGCAGGUCUGGGCAAUUGCCGCGAUGCUGCUUUGCUGGAUGAAGCCUGGUGUCUUGGGCGCGGGGGACAGCCCCCAUCCUUUCGUCAACGAGGCUUGGUGUAUGGCAAAGAUCAAACAGCUUUUUCCUAAUUGGUAUAUUCCCACUCCUGAUGAGGUUGAGCGCCCUACCCUCAAAUCUGCUGUGGAAUUUGCUAUACGUUUUAGUGAAGAGGAGCCAAUCCCGCAAGCGAUCUCGCCUUUCGAGAUGGAGACCCAAAAGAUGAAGAUACCAGAGCAGUUAAGGGACCUUCUUCGUCUCAUGUUGGUGGUCGAUCCGGGCGAAAGGCCCUCCGCCUCGGCUGUGUUGGCGUCAAGGGAGUUUCAGGCGUUUCAGAUACUAUGAUUUAAUCAAGUUGGAAGGGCGACCAGAAUGCUCACUACUCCGUCCAGGGUGAGACUGCCACCAGAAUCAAGGUCAAAGGUGGGCACGUCCCUGAGGAUGCGUCCAAGCAGAUUCAAGCCAGCUAAACCAUUACUCUUUGAGAACGCGGGGCCUUCCUUGCUUGCUCUCUGGUGC
Molecule: messenger RNA, 1261 nt
Organism: Trematosphaeria pertusa
Lineage: Eukaryota; Fungi; Ascomycota; Dothideomycetes; Pleosporales; Trematosphaeriaceae
Product: kinase-like protein
Exons: 5
Coding region: 56-1087 (343 amino acids)
Biological process (GO): protein phosphorylation; intracellular signal transduction
Cellular component (GO): cytoplasm; nucleus
Molecular function (GO): ATP binding; protein serine/threonine kinase activity
Source: RefSeq, a predicted model, not a curated record